Messenger RNA from Galdieria sulphuraria, 745 nucleotides. RefSeq lists its product as uncharacterized. NCBI's taxonomy places the organism in Eukaryota, Rhodophyta, Bangiophyceae, Galdieriales, Galdieriaceae. The transcript has 2 exons. The record is from RefSeq and is a predicted model, not a curated record. The coding region runs from base 30 to 503 and encodes 157 amino acids.
UCGAUAAGAGAGGAAAAGCUAUUCUUGGAAUGAGUGAUGAACCCAAGUUAUCGGAACGAAGUCUCCAUAAGUUUGAAAACGUUCGAAUCAUAAUAAAAGACGAAAAUAAAACUUGUUUUCAGGGAGAAUUGAAUAUUGGAGAGGAUUGGUUUUGUUUGUUAUCAGAAAUAGACCCAAGUAACAGUCUUCGGGUAAAUGCCAAAGACUUGCUACUUCAUGCCAUUUGUCAACGAGAUGAGCAUUGUGAAAAGCCAAGUAUAUACUGUCAAGUACAAGGAGAGAGUGAUGAAGACCAGUAUGAAACGAUAUAUAUAGUACCAGAGGAAUCUUCUCAAGUAGAGAAGAUAUUUGAAACUUUUUGUGACUUGGUUAGGCGGACUCCUGUACCUUUGACGGAUGAGGAAGGUAGCGACGGAGAAUGGUAUGGGAACGUACCUUGGAGUGUGGGCAACUGUGACUCUGAGCAAUUCGAAGACGCUGAAGAAACCGAUACACAGUUAUAGUUACUGAUGAUAGAGUUGAGCAGCGAGUGAAUGGAUAGUCUAUUUGAGACCGGUGAGAAAGGAGUAGAAAAAGCAAGAAUGAGUGGAAAAACGAAUAAACGACUUUCAUUGUUAUAGAUUAGCUCUUUAAGGAAAUUGGAAUAAGUUGUUUUCAAGGUUAUGCUUCUAUGUAUGUUUUAGAGAGAAAGUGAGACAAACACAUAUACAAAAGACUUGACGACAUAAUUAAGAGUGGACUAAAG